AUGACUUGGACGGAGGCUUGGAGAAUUGCCUCCAUCCAAGUGGACGGAGGCAUAAUGUUAACUCCCAUGGCAUUUUCAUCAGAGUUUCCUUCAAAAAAUGCAACUCUUCUUCUAAAAUUUGCUUCCAAUUCGGCACAUAUUACGACUGGCAUAAUUCAAAUAAGGAAUUUGACAGUCAAUGGCAAUGGAACAGACCAAUCUUUUAGCAAGAGCCAGAAUUUCAAUAUUGUUCUUUCAUUUGGCUUGUCACAAGGCGCCAAUGGUUCUGCUAACUUGGAAUCACAGGUUAGCCUACUUCCAGGGAAGGCUGUUUCUGCGACUUCUAGGGGUUGGUUCGAUUUCAUAUUCUUCUGGGUCCUUAUUCUCUCCAUGAGCUUCAAAAUUGGGACCUAUAUCUGUGCCGGGUGA
This is a messenger RNA of Fraxinus pennsylvanica, 408 nucleotides long. NCBI's taxonomy places the organism in Eukaryota, Viridiplantae, Streptophyta, Magnoliopsida, Lamiales, Oleaceae. The record is from the annotation of a GenBank genome assembly.